Molecule: messenger RNA, 1587 nt
Organism: Penicillium waksmanii
Lineage: Eukaryota; Fungi; Ascomycota; Eurotiomycetes; Eurotiales; Aspergillaceae
Product: cytochrome P450
Exons: 2
Coding region: 1-1587 (528 amino acids)
Molecular function (GO): iron ion binding; heme binding; oxidoreductase activity, acting on paired donors, with incorporation or reduction of molecular oxygen
Source: RefSeq, a predicted model, not a curated record
AUGUUUCCAACAAUAUUCAUAGCAAUUUUCGGUCUAAUAAUCGGCGUGUAUUUCCUCAAAGGGCGUAAUCCACGUUCCUCUUUGCCUCUACCACCGGGCCCGAAGCCAUUGCCCAUCAUUGGCAAUAUCCAUCAAGCUCCCACAUCCCACGCCUGGAUAACAUAUCAAAAAUGGAGCAAACAGCAUGGACCCAUCGUUCAUGUCAAUAUGCUUGGACAGCCGGUCGUUAUUUUGAACACCUCCCAAGUAGCCCAUGAUCUCCUCGCGAAGCGUGGGGCCACAUUUUCGGACCGGCCUCAUCUUUUUUUGGCAAAUGACUUAGCUCUGAAAGGGCUCAAUAUCCUUAUGAUGAAUUAUACAGACCAAUUUCGAAGACACCAAACGCUCGAGGUCUCGGUGUUGAAUGCGACGCCGGCAGCCGCCUAUCUCCCUUUACAAACCCUUGAAUCGCAGCAGUUGAUGCAAGAUCUUCUGAUAAAUGCCGGUGAUGCUGGUACUGAUGUGAGAUGUCACUUUCAACGAGCAGUCGCAAGUAUCAUGCAUAUGCUGCUAUAUGGCUUCCGUGUCAAAGACUGCAACGACCCGGUUCUUCAGGUCGCUGUUAAACUCAACGAGGAGUUUUCAGAAUUUAUUCAAGUCGGCGCAAGUAUUGUUGAUCAGUUCCCCGUCCUCAAUAAUUUGCCCGGCUUCUUAGCCCCAUGGAAAGCAAAGGCGGAAAAUCACUACACGACCAAGGUUAAUCUGCAAGGCGAGAACUUCCGGCAGGCCCUGUCCUCGAGCGGAUGGAAUAUCGCAAAGUACCUGAAAAAGAGCAUCGAGAAAGACAGUCUCAAGAUGCCUUUGAACGAGCUUGAAUUUGAACUUGGCACUAUCAUCGACGCCGCACUGGACGGAACUACGGAUAGCCUUAUGUGGUUUCUGGUAGCUUGCAUCACACAAGAUCAGGGGUUUAUCUCCAAUGCACGGAAAGAACUGGAUACGUUUGUCGGACGUGCCAGACUUCCAGUCCCAGAUGACAAGCCCAACCUUCCUUACGUCACCGCCAUCGUCGAAGAAAUAUUUCGCUGGCGGCCCGCUGGGCCCGAGGGGGUUCCUCACAAGAACAAGGAAGAGACUACCUACAAAGGAUAUAAAAUUCCCAAGGGCUCCGUCAUUGUGCCCAAUGUUUGGACCAUUUCUCGAGAAGAGACCUUAUUCGGACCAGAUCCUGAGGAUUUUGUACCAGAUCGCUGGCUCGACGACGGGGAUAAACAGACACUCAAGGCUCUACCCCCGGCUGCCUUUGGCUAUGGUAGACGAAUUUGCCCUGGACGGUAUUUUGCCCGCAACAUUAUUUGGAUCGUUGUCGCUCAGUUGCUUUGGUCAUUCGAAAUCAAGGCCGGAAUAUCCGAAGAGACCGGUGAGCCUACUGUCGUUGACCCGAUUGCAUGUACCUACGGCCUAGUUAUGCGAUCGCUGCCUUUUAAAGCUUCGUUCUAUCCCCGUGGACCUUGGGUGCGAGAAGUGAUCUCCAGAGACGGUGACACAUAUAGUCAGGAUCAUGCGAUUAUUCUCAAUCAGAUCGGAGCGGAGAUUUCUAAGCUAUAA